ACAGUCUUGAGUUUCACUUGACCGACUGCUAUCUCUCUCUCUCUCUAUUACUUCGAACUUAAUAUUUCACUACAACCGAGAAUAUGAUUACUCCAAAAGAACAACAACUAAAUCCUGAUCUGGGUUCUUUCCGGGGUAAUCAUCUAAAGAAGACAAUCAAGGAUAAAUGUAGGAUUUUCGGAGAGACGACCAUGUACUACGGCAAUGCUGGAUCUGUCCAUGUAUUGUCUCCGAUCCCUGGCUCUCCAUCACCGGACACAAAACCAAUGCUUGACCACAUGCGUGCAAACUGUCCGGAGAGAGCGUCUCUGGUCAGAUCUUAUCAUAAAGACAAAACCAUGUCCCGACAGAAAAUCUCGUCCAAGAAAACUACCAAAGGAAACGAUUACAUUUUACCGCCAAUAAAAAAUCUACCUACGACUAUACGUCCAAAGAGAAUGUCGCAUAGGAUCCCAGAAUUAGUAGUAUCUACGGAAGAAUGCAAACCAAUCAACAUGCCGAGCUUUCAAAGAAAGUGACAGAAAACGGUUACCAAAGGGAAAUAACUCAUCUGCCGUUUCGUAUGGCCAGAGGACUUCUACUUGUAAAGUCCUACCACCCCAGCCUCAUACUGUCCGCCUCCCGUCUCUUCGAAUCCAAGCUUUGGUUGCUCGAUAAAGACUCAAAGAUGAACUAAAGACGUUUGUUUGAUUACUUUUGAUAUAAAGCAUGUGACUAUGAUUUAAUUACAUACAAAGCUUUGGAACUGAAAGUAGAUACAUAAUUUAACCAUUGAGGAAAUCUUUAAAUAUACAAUUAUAAUCUA
This is a messenger RNA of Pecten maximus, 805 nucleotides long. RefSeq lists its product as uncharacterized. The transcript has 2 exons. NCBI's taxonomy places the organism in Eukaryota, Metazoa, Mollusca, Bivalvia, Pectinida, Pectinidae. The record is from RefSeq and is a predicted model, not a curated record. Bases 84 to 518 code for a protein of 144 amino acids.